GGAUGGGAUAUAAAUCUGGCGCCCAGCAUUCGCGGACCUCCCUUGGCCAUUGCCCUGCACAUUUCUGACAGUAUACCGUACCUAAUAAGCCACCAUCAUGGUCUGGAACUUCAACGAAAAGCUUGACAACCCCGAGCGCCGCAAGCUCCGAGAUGAGCUCAUAGCGGCGGACGACAAGUUCGUGCUCGAGAUCCCCAAGGUAGAACUCCAUGCCCAUAUUGAAGGCACCAUGACGGCCGACCUGAGAUGGAAAAUCGCCCAACGGAACGGUACCGAAGUCCGACUCGGCGCCUUUACGCCCCCGGUCAAGAGCCUGGAGGAGCUGCGGGAAGCUUACAAUACGAUCCUGGCGCGGGUUGGGGAGAAGGAGAAGAGCAGCGAGGGAAAGCCGGUCUUGUUCUUCCAGGCGUACUACGAGGGGUUCAACAACUUGAUUACCAAGGAGGACUACUUCGACCUGGCUAUGGGGUAUUUCGAGACGGUUGCGAAGAUGAAUGUCCGAUAUUGCGAGCCCUUCUUCGAUCCCCAGGGCCACACCAGCCGUGGCAUUUCCUGGGAGACGAUGAUGGGCGGGCUCCGAGAGGCGCAGCUCAAAGCCGAAACGGAGCUGGGGGUCAAGUCCCAGUGGGUGAUGUGUUUCCUGCGAGAUCUUUCCCCCGAGUCCGCCAUGGAACACUACAAAGCCGCACAGCCGUAUAAAGACAUGAUCACCGGCGUUGGACUCGAUUCCGACGAGUACGACCGGCCUCCCUCGCUGUUCGAGGAGGUGUUCUCACUGGCGCGGAAAGAUGGGUUCAACAUCACUGCCCACUGCGAUGUUAACCAGAAAGAUACCCACGACCACAUUCGGCAGGUCGUGUCUACCCUCGCUGGAACCGGGGCACAGCGCCUGGACCAUGGCCUCAACGCAGCGGAAAAGCAGGAGUUGAUGGACCUGAUUCUCGAGAAGGGGACUGGCCUGACCGUCUGUCCGUGGGCAUACCUGCGACACGAAACACCGCACUUUAUCUGUUCGCGGAUCCGCACACUCUACGACGCCGGUAUACCGCUGUGUAUCUGCUCCGACGACCCUGGAUACAUGGAGAACUGCUUUGUUCUGCACGACAUGCUCCUUGCCAAGAGGAUAUGUCCCUUCGUGGACUCCGAAAUUGCUGCGAUUGCCAGGCAUGCAGUGAACAUUUGCUGGGCGCCGCAGGAUGUCAAGGAGCAGAUAUUGAAGGAGAUUGACGAUGUAUACAGUAAAUACUACCCGAAGGCGUAGGAUACAGUGUAUAUAAGCGCGCAUGGGCAGAAGUGAAAGAACAUAGUCACCCAUAAAGCCAACAGUACGCCGAUAGAGAAACACUGAGCUAGUAAAAGAUAGAAACACUGAGCUAGUAAAAGCUAGAAACACUCUGUCGAGGAGCAUCAGCCCAGCAUCAACCCAGCAUCAGCCGGUGCGCCAGAAUGCCAACCAUGAUCGAAUUAUACCGACGCUCAACGUCGCUUCGACUCCAAACCUUCUCCAGAGCUUGCAGCGCUCGCUUCGGAUGACCGCAGCCGAUUCUAUGAAAGGUUGAUCUGAGUUCAUCGCGGAUCCACGUCCUGGCCUGGAAUUGAUCUACAUCAUGGCCCAAAUCACCGGGGGAUAGACACAACCCCGCCUGGAACAAGGGCCAGAGUAUGGAGUUCCUCCACGGCGUGUCCGACGGGAUGGCUUUCACAUGGUCGACCGUCAACCGGACUAGACCGGGCACCUCGAAGACACAGUCAGGGAGAUCGAAUAGACAAGCGAGGUAGAUCAAGAUGCCAGCGCGCCACGCCUCCACGAUGUGAAAGCGCGGGCCGGAGCUGUACUUCG
Monascus purpureus is the source of this 1840-nucleotide messenger RNA. The record is from the annotation of a GenBank genome assembly. Lineage: Eukaryota; Fungi; Ascomycota; Eurotiomycetes; Eurotiales; Aspergillaceae.